GAAUAAAUCGAACUAGAAUUAAUAACCUUUCUUAACCCAUUCUAAAACCAACCACUUGGAACUAAUUUGGUACCAUAUCAAUCAUAUAAUAAAAAGGAACAUAAUCUUCUUCACAUUAGAAAAUUCAGAUAUUUCAAAUACGAUACAAAUAUAUUUAUUCAUCCGGAAAUCAAACUGAAAAUAAAAAAAUACUAACAGAUCCAAAAUAUUAUAUAAUUUCAAUUCGGAAAGAAUAUUAUACAGGAAGGUCACAUGUCACGUGAAGGGACACUGAACCCCAAAAAAAAAAACUUAUAUUAUAAAUGUAUGUAUAAAUAAGUUAUAGUCCAUUUAGCAUCCCUAAGCACAUCUCGAUCUCUUAUCAUAAUUCUCUCAUAAGAAACAACACACACAUUUAUGCAUAUGGCCUCCACCAACUCCGCCGUGCCCUGCUGGUGGCCGCAGAUCCGCCGGAAAAUUCAUCUCCGGCGGAGGAAGACGCCGGCGAUACGUCUCGGAUGGAAGCCACGUGGCAGGCUGUGUUCAGUGAAGAGGAUGGUGAGGAGGAUGAGGCUGAAGUGGGUGAGGCUGCACUACGUGAGGAUGGUGAAGGAGAUCAGAGGGUAUUAUCGUAAUUUAGUGAAGGAGUUCGCCGGCGCCGGCGCCGAACUGGAGACCAUCCGGCGGCGCAUAGCGGUGGAGACGGCGGCGUUCGCCGUCCCCGGUUUGGGACUCUCCUUCUCCUCCAUGUCCGGUCACGACCGUGCUCGCUACUAUUUUUCUCUUGUAUAGUUUUGUUUUUGUUUAUUUCAAUUAAUUUAUCUUGAGUUUUUAUUUCUUUAAUUGUUGUGG
Molecule: messenger RNA, 831 nt
Organism: Tarenaya hassleriana
Lineage: Eukaryota; Viridiplantae; Streptophyta; Magnoliopsida; Brassicales; Cleomaceae
Exons: 1
Coding region: 397-771 (124 amino acids)
Source: RefSeq, a predicted model, not a curated record